GCGCCCCGGGCAUGGCGGCGGCGGAGCCCGGGAUGAAGCAGUUCAAUGGCGGCGGUGGCGCCGCGCCGGACGCGGAGCGCGGCCGCUUCCCGCACUGCGUGGUGUGGACCCCGAUCCCCGUCCUGACGUGGCUGUUCCCCAUCAUCGGCCACAUGGGCAUCUGCACCUCCGCCGGCGUCAUCCGCGACUUCGCGGGGCCCUACUUCGUCUCUGAAGACAACAUGGCGUUUGGGAAACCUGUGAAGUACUGGAAGCUGGAUCCCAGCAAAGUCUACGCCACCGGUCCCAACGCGUGGGACACGGCCGUGCACGACGCGUCCGAGGAGUACAAACACCGCAUGCACAACCUUUGCUGUGACAACUGCCACUCCCACGUGGCUCUGGCCUUAAACUUGAUGAGAUACGAUAACAGCACCUCCUGGAACAUGGUGAAACUGUGCUUCUUCACACUCCUCUAUGGGAAAUACGUCAGCAUAGGGGGGUUUGUGAAGACCUGGCUGCCCUUUGUCCUCUUCCUGGGGGUGAUUGUGACCGUGGUUCUCACCCUCCACCUGCGGUGAUGGCAGCCCUGAACCCCCCCAAUGCCUGAGCACACAAAGGAAGAAACUGUGACUGAUCCAGCAGGAUGGAGGCCUGGGACUGUGGGAGCCUUUUCCAGGGAAGGUGGCAACCCCACUCCAUCGUGACAGCUCAUCUUUGUCCCCUGGAGCUGGCUUCUUUUCCUCCUGUUUCUGUUCUGUCGAUGGUGUCUCUCGGUGUCAGGGGUCUGGAAGCUUCUGCUCUCUCCCUUUCUGCAGCUGGGGAGGUGGGAACGGGAUCAGGAGAGGAGAGCGGUGGGCACCUUUGCUUUUAGUGCCAAGAAAAGCCUCAAAGCAAACUCUGCCUCCUGCACAAGCAGAUACACCUUGGGAGGGUCUCUCUGAUCGCCUGCUUUCCCUCCUCUCCAUCAGAUGCUUCCUCAGAUUCCCCGGGUCUCCGUUUAGGAGCUGCUCUUUUCCCCGUGGCACACCUCUCCAGCAGCACACAUUCCAGAGGGAAAGCGUGGGGUUCUGCCUGCGAGGAUGGGAGCGAUGGCCCCCAGCAGUGGCAGGAGGGAGCUGAGGUGGGACGCUCCUGAGGGACGCUCCGUGGCAGGGCCAGCUCCCCUGGUGCUGCUGCUGGGCCUGGAAAGGCAGGAAAGCCCCGGGCUGGCUUGGGAAGGGCUCAUGGCAGGGUGCACCCCUUCAGGAGCCUGCUGCAGUGUGGGGAGGCAGCCCUUUAUCCCUUUCAGCUUGUGCCAGAGAAAAUAGGGCUUCCCUGCUUCUCCUUGGGCUCCCGGUUGCUAAAUCUGGCGCUGCAAUCCUCACAGGGCGCUUGUUCUCCCUUUGAUCCCCCUGCUCUGUGUCUCACGGGCGGCAGCUGGGACAAAGAGGCUGAGCCUGGGGCUGGAAAACCUCUGUGGGAGCAGCACCUGAGCCUGGAGCUGAAAAGAGGAGGUGAAGGGCCUGGGAGCUGCCCGUCUGGCUGGGCUUUGCAGCAGCAAACUGGAGCAGUGGAUUUCUCCUGGCUGGUCCCGGGUGGUGGUUGAGGAAUGGUUUAGGGAGCUUUGGAGAGCACCCCUGGGCACAGGAGCUGUGCAGGGGUUGGUGUAGGAGGAGGGUUGUCCUGAGUGCAGGAAGGGAGUUUGGAUGUGACCCAGAACCUCUUCUGCAACUGGGUGGGUGCAGAUUUUGGGGGGCUCUGAGCCAGGGGGAGUUCUAAAAGCAGGCCUGGCCGAAGGGUCUUGUGCAGCUGAGCAGGUCCCUGCUGACUGCAGAGGGGCAGAGGAGCUGUUCCACUCACACCUGGAAAACCAGCUCAUUACUCCGGUACCUGUCGGAUUCCAAGGAAUCCAUUCCCCGAGUGCUUGUGGCCAGCAGGAAAGCUUUUCUGGGGUCCCUGCCACGUCUGCAGCUUCCUCUGACUCUGGAGCCCGCUCACUGUCAGCCUGCUGGUUUUCACACCCCUCCCCUUGUGCCUCUCCCUCUUCCCAGACUCCUCCAGCCAGGUGGGAGGGUUGGACCUUCCUCUUGAGCCCGUUUCUGUCUUUUCCCCUUUUCCUCGGUCACUUUUAAAUCCCCUCCUCUGCCUCCUGCUCAUUUUCGUUCCUGUGUCACCCCACUGUGGCCUUCCCCAUCUACCUGGAGCUGAAACGUCGCCGGGGCUGUUCUCUGCACGCCUUCCCUUCCUGUGCCGAGAGCACGGGAUGGAGGGUGCUGGGCCUGCGGCUGCUUGAACGCCGAAAUCCUCAUCAAAGAGAACCGGGAUGAAAGGACGGAGUGUUCCAGCUCUGUGCUCCGCCCAGGAGCCGCUGCCCAGGGCGAGCCAGCCGGGUGGGAGAGGGGAAUGCUUUCCCUGUGUGUUGAUUCCUUGGAGUGCCCGGCCCCGGGGCUGGAUCCACCCUCAGCAAUAACCUCGAGCCCCCCGGCCCAUCCUGUCCGUGUUUUAUCCACGAGCUCUACAAGAAUUGCCAAAGCUGAGACUUGGGGGUGUCAGGGGGCCCCUGGAGUUCCAAAACCCCGCUGUAAAAUUCCCUCUCGUUUGCUCCUGAUGCUUUUUACCAGAGCGGAGUUUGGAAUGGCGAGGGCGAGCCCCCAUCCCUCAUCCUUUGUUCCCUUCAUCUCUGCGGGGCGCUGGAUUUCUUUGUAAAUAUUUAAACUCUGCUUCUGUGGUUUCAUAAUCCCGACGGCAGGGAAAUAAACUGAUUUCUGUGGAUAUCUCCAA
This is a messenger RNA of Hirundo rustica (Barn swallow), 2742 nucleotides long. It is a transcript of the gene TMEM222, whose product is annotated as transmembrane protein 222. The transcript is spliced from 6 exons. Bases 12 to 560 code for a protein of 182 amino acids. The record is from RefSeq and is a predicted model, not a curated record. NCBI's taxonomy places the organism in Eukaryota, Metazoa, Chordata, Aves, Passeriformes, Hirundinidae.